Molecule: messenger RNA, 1093 nt
Organism: Ooceraea biroi (clonal raider ant)
Lineage: Eukaryota; Metazoa; Arthropoda; Insecta; Hymenoptera; Formicidae
Product: ARL14 effector protein
Cellular component (GO): intracellular membrane-bounded organelle
Source: RefSeq, a predicted model, not a curated record
UUACUGCAUCUAAAAUUGUUGUAAAUUGCGUAAAGAUAUUAAUAAUAUGUACAAGAUAAAUAAGAAAUAAAUAUAGAAAAUUUGAGAAUCAGCAUGCGUGAAAACUUUGAUGGUACGACACAGUGCAGUAGUACGAUAUAAACAGUACGUUAGAUGGUUAUGAUAGAUUUUCUAACCUCACAAAAUGUUUUUAAUCAAGGUAUAGAGGGAUCAAAUCAAUAAGGGAACAGUUUUAAUUACUUAUUAUUGAUAUUUUCCUAAUUUCGAGCGACAUUCUUAACUUUACGAACUUUGUACUAGAUAGAAAAAGCUACCAAAUGAGUCUACGUGAAAGUUUGAGAUAAAAGAAUUCAACCUUGUAUUUACUGGUCUCACUCGUGUAGAAAAGAGUGAAAGAAAGUGUGGUAGGAGAUUCUAACCAGACGUUUGAUGAUAUAACAUUUUAAUGAGUUUGAGUCCGUCUUGAGAAGUUCACGACCACAAGAUAAAUAAAAGGAAAUGGAUGCAAGUGAUUCGACAAAUGGUGAAAAUACGUCGAACCAGACUACAGCACGCAUCGAGAAAAAGAGUACUCGAGGCUCUAGGCAGAGAGGCGUGGAUAAUUUAACAAAAAAAUUUCUGAGGAAUUUUGAUCCCGAGCACAGCGAGCGAGAGAAGCGUAAACUGUACCGUCGAUUGUAUCAAAGUCACAGAAAAUAUUUGUAUGACGAAAAAGGUAUCUUCAUACAAACGUCGGAUGAUCUUUGCGAUUGCUUGGAUUUGGACUGCCAAGGUUGUCACUUUCCAUGUCCUAAAUGCUCCUCUCCAAAAUGCGCUCACGAGUGCAGGAAUAAUCGCAAAUGGACCUACGAUUCCAUCCACUGCGAAGGCACUGAUCCUACGAUAAGAAAUCCAUUGCUCAAGGAAUCUUGAUGAUGUGAACUAUGGGGUUUUACAAACGCAUAUGUACAUAUAGCGCAUACGUGUAAUUAUUGAUAUAAAUGUAAUAUCAGUAUCCAUAUACACAUAGGAGAUGGUUUGUAUUUUUAUUUUGAAGGAUGUGUUUACACGACAAACAGCAAUAGAUUUAAUAAAUUAAAAAUGUUACUUGCAU